AUGGUCACCACACAAUCAAAACCCGAGUCUUCUGGUCUGGACAUGUCGAAGUACAUCACUCCGUGGAAGCUUGAUCCGCAGCAACCAUACCUCCUGAAAAAUUGCAGAAUUGUUGACCCUGUUCAUGGAUCGAUCAGCAGCAAUGCCACUAUCGCCCUGUCCGCCGGCAAGAUUAUUUCCGUUGAAGCAGGCGAGCCAGCAAAGUCGGAUAGUCUUGAGAUCAAGACAGAGAACAUUAUCGAUCUUGAGGGAAAAUAUGUCUGCCCCGGUCUGAUCGACUGCCAUGUCCACAUCGCAGUUACACCAGGCGCAGCCAGUCUGGCGUCGUACCGAGAUAUGACUGAAACCAAAAGCCUUCUGCGGCAGCCUAGUGUUCUGAAGUCAAUGCUCCAGCGCGGGUUCACUACUGUCAGAGACUGCGGUGGUGCAACUCUCGCCAUGAAAGAGGCCGUUGAAGAGGGCAUCUAUCCCGGUCCGCGCCUCUUCAUCUCUGGAAAGGCUCUGUCCCAGACUGGCGGCCACGGCGACAUGAGAGGGCGACACGACACCAUCCCUUGCUGCGGCGGCGCUGUUUCGGGCAUCAGUCGAAUCGUAGAUGGGGUGCCGGAAUGCUACCGUGUUGCUAGAGACGAGCUGCGCCAAGGUGCAGACUUCAUCAAGAUCAUGGGCGGUGGUGGCGUUGCCAGUCCAACUGACCGCAUCGAUCAGCUUCAGUUCUCUGACGACGAAAUCAAGGCUAUAGUCACCGUCGCAAAUAACGCAAAGACAUAUGUCACGAGUCACUGCUAUACCACAGAGGCAGUGACACAGGCCAUCAACCAGGGCGUCAGGGGUAUUGAGCACGGCAACCUGAUCGAUCUCGAAACUGCAAAAUUGAUGGCGGAUACGGGGACCUUUCUCACGCCGACGCUUGUCACUCACUUCGUAUCAAAGGAGUCACAUUUCCUAGAUGCUGAGUCAGAGGCCAAAGUCACCACUGUACUUGAACAGGGCUUAGUUACACUCAAGAUGGCAACUGAGGUCGGUGUCACAGUAUGUUUCGGAACAGAUCUGCUGGGUCCAACUCACUUCGCUCAGUCGAAAGAGUUCUCUAUUCGCAGUCAAGUCCAGACAUCUCUUCAGAUUCUGCAAAGCGCCACUAUCAAUGCCGCCAAGCUGCUUGGCCAAGAAAACAAGCUUGGCCAGGUCAAGGAAGGAUUCAUGGCAGAUUUAUUGAUUCUAGAUCGUAACCCUCUGGAUGAUAUCACAAUCCUGGACAAGUCUCAGGAGUCUAUAUUGGCUGUUGUGAAGGAUGGCAGGGUCAUGCAUUCGCAUCUGAGCUAUAUGAAAGAAGAGCCGAGAGUCUGA
Molecule: messenger RNA, 1347 nt
Organism: Colletotrichum abscissum
Lineage: Eukaryota; Fungi; Ascomycota; Sordariomycetes; Glomerellales; Glomerellaceae
Product: amidohydrolase
Exons: 1
Coding region: 1-1347 (448 amino acids)
Molecular function (GO): hydrolase activity, acting on carbon-nitrogen (but not peptide) bonds
Source: RefSeq, a predicted model, not a curated record